Sardina pilchardus (European sardine) is the source of this 1027-nucleotide messenger RNA. It is a transcript of the gene cygb2, whose product is annotated as cytoglobin 2. The record is from RefSeq and is a predicted model, not a curated record. Gene Ontology annotation, biological process: oxygen transport. Gene Ontology annotation, molecular function: oxygen binding; oxidoreductase activity; heme binding. The transcript is spliced from 3 exons. Lineage: Eukaryota; Metazoa; Chordata; Actinopteri; Clupeiformes; Clupeidae. Bases 468 to 998 code for a protein of 176 amino acids.
GGAGCACCGACCGAGAGAGAGGUGAGAGAGAGAGAAAGAGAGAGAGAGAGAGAGGGGGUACAGGGAGAGAGGGAGAGAGAAGGGGAGAGAGAGAGGGAGAGUGGAGGCACGGUGGGCUCAGCGCAGGCACCCUGGGCGCCUGGGUAGAUAAAGAGUGGCGAGGGGUGGGUGGGGGGUGGGCGCGCACACUCCGCUCGCUCCCUCAGCGCCUGCUCUCCUCCCCGGCCGCCUCGCGGUUCCAGCAGCCGCCGCCGCGCCCGCCUCCCGCCACCACCACCACCUCCUCCGCCACCACCACUACCACCAACGCCUCCACCUCCUUCUGCUGUGCCACCGCUGCCGCCACCACCACCGCCGCGGCUGCUGCUGCUGCUGCCGCCCCCCACUCGCUCCCGGCCUCCCCGUACCGCGCUAACAACACCACCACCUCCACCGACACCUCCACCACCGACACCAACGCCGGCAGAAUGGACAGCGAGCGCGACGAGGAGCCCCGCGAGCGCCUGGAGCCGCUCUCGGACGCCGAGCUGGCCAUUAUCCAGGACACCUGGGCGCGCGUCUACGAAAACUGCGAGGACGUCGGGGUCACCAUCCUCAUCAGGUUCUUUGUGAACUUCCCGUCGGCGAAGCAGUACUUCAGCCAGUUCCAGGACAUGGACGACCCCGAGGAGAUGGAGAAGAGCAGCCAGCUGCGGCAGCACGCGCGCCGCGUCAUGAAUGCCAUCAACUCGGUGGUGGAGAACCUCAGCGACGCCGACAAGGUGUCCUCCGUCCUGGGCCUGGUGGGCAAGGCCCACGCGCUCAAACAUAAGGUGGAGCCGGUGUACUUCAAGAUCUUGAGCGGCGUGAUCCUGGAGGUGCUGGCCGACGACUUUGGCGAGUGCUUCACCACCGAGGUGGCGCGCGCCUGGACCAAGCUCAUGGGGGCGCUCUACUGGCACGUGACCGGCGCGUACGCCGAGGUGGGCUGGGUCAAGGUGUCCAGCUCCGCCGUGUGAGCGCUCCGAUUGGAUACGGGCUCGACCAA